Heterocephalus glaber (naked mole-rat) is the source of this 1913-nucleotide messenger RNA. It is a transcript of the gene Prpsap2, whose product is annotated as phosphoribosyl pyrophosphate synthetase associated protein 2. Gene Ontology annotation, biological process: purine nucleotide biosynthetic process; 5-phosphoribose 1-diphosphate biosynthetic process. Gene Ontology annotation, cellular component: cytoplasm; ribose phosphate diphosphokinase complex. The record is from RefSeq and is a predicted model, not a curated record. Gene Ontology annotation, molecular function: ATP binding; magnesium ion binding; ribose phosphate diphosphokinase activity. Lineage: Eukaryota; Metazoa; Chordata; Mammalia; Rodentia; Bathyergidae.
ACGUGCCUCCCAAUCCCAGCUCAGUCCCUCCCCGCCCCCGGGCCUCCCAGUCUUCGCGAACGCUGUUCUUGGGCCUGGAGUCGCCAUUUUGCUGCCAGAGACGCGGUGUGGAGACCCGACGCGUUCUUCCUUCGGCAGCCGAGGCUGCGGCGGGGCCGGGGCUGGGGUCUGGGCCAGAACUCCUCCCUGCGGAGAUUGAAAGAGGACCGACAUGUUAUUGAGGACUUUUGUUGUCAGAAAAUAAAGGAGGUUGUCCAUUCUUGACUUUAAGCAGCAAACAGUAAAACACUGAGCUCUUCAGCUCCACCUUUCUUGCUCAGAAUUUGAAAACCUAGAAGGUUUUGAUGUUUUGUGUGGCGCCACCUGAAUUGGAAACCAAGAUGAACAUAACCAAAGGAGGUCUGGUGUUGUUUUCAGCAAAUUCCAAUUCAUCAUGUAUGGAACUUUCAAAGAAAAUUGCCGAGCGGCUAGGGGUAGAGAUGGGCAAAGUGCAAGUUUACCAGGAACCUAACCGAGAAACAAGAGUACAGAUUCAAGAAUCUGUGAGGGGAAAAGAUGUUUUCAUUAUCCAGACCGUCUCAAAGGAUGUGAACACCACUAUCAUGGAGCUCCUGAUUAUGGUGUAUGCAUGUAAAACCUCUUGUGCCAAGAGCAUCAUCGGUGUGAUCCCCUACUUUCCUUACAGCAAACAGUGCAAGAUGAGAAAAAGAGGCUCCAUUGUCUCUAAAUUGCUGGCUUCCAUGAUGUGCAAAGCUGGUCUAACUCAUCUCAUUACCAUGGAUUUACACCAGAAGGAAAUCCAGGGCUUCUUCAAUAUUCCUGUCGACAAUUUAAGAGCAUCACCUUUUCUCUUACAGUACAUUCAAGAAGAGAUCCCAGAUUACAGGAAUGCAGUCAUCGUGGCCAAGUCUCCAGCCUCAGCUAAGAGGGCCCAGUCUUUUGCAGAGCGCCUUCGCCUGGGGAUCGCAGUGAUUCAUGGCGAAGCGCAGGAUGCUGAGUCAGACUUGGUGGAUGGACGGCACUCCCCACCCAUGGUCAAGAGUGUGGCUGCCAUCCACCCCAGCCUGGAGAUCCCCAUGCUGAUUCCUAAAGAAAAGCCCCCAAUCACUGUUGUUGGCGAUGUUGGAGGAAGGAUUGCCAUCAUUGUGGAUGACAUCAUCGAUGAUGUGGACACCUUUCUCGCUGCAGCAGAGACCCUGAAGGAAAGAGGUGCAUAUAAGAUCUUUGUGAUGGCAACUCAUGGUCUGUUAUCUUCCGAUGCCCCCCGGCUGAUUGAAGAGUCUGCCAUUGACGAGGUGGUAGUUACCAAUACAAUCCCACAUGAAAUUCAGAAGCUUCAGUGCCCCAAGAUCAAAACAGUGGAUAUCAGCAUGAUCUUGUCAGAAGCCAUCCGGCGCAUUCACAAUGGGGAGUCCAUGUCCUACCUUUUCAGAAACAUAGGCUUAGAUGACUAAACACCUUUCUGCUUUUAAAACUCUCAUGGGCCAAACUGGAAGACUGGGCAUUAAUGCUUUGAGGUCAUGCUGAACUGUGUACACAUGACAGGAGCUGAUUUGUUUGUUCCUCCCACUCCCUAUACCCUCUCUUGCUGAUUCCUAUGAAGAUAAACCAACUUUUUAUGUCAGUUUGGGAAUGUGUUUGGGGCAAUUUUUAUAAAAGAAAAACUAUUCUCAAAUAAAGUAAGUUAAGACCUGGUUGUUUUUAGUGUAACUAGUUUAAAAAUAAUACUUGGAAUAAGAUUUUUUUUUUUUAAGCUCACAAUAGUCUUUUCCCAAAGUUGCUUAAGCCAAGUGUUCAAAAAAGUUAAAGAGAUAAAAUGGUCUAUUACCUGGUAUCUACAAUCCAAAAGCCAAAAAGAUUAUAUUAUUGAUUUCAAUAAACGAUGUUUUUAGAAGUGCUUUUAUAGACAAGCA